AAUCGUCCAGGCCACUGCAGAAGUAGCACAUCUUCACGUGAUACAGGUUGCUUUUCUCAUCGCUUCUCGCAAUGGACCAAGCACAGUUGUUAUUGUUUACUCUGAAUGAGGCAUUAAUGUUGUUGGUUGACAUUUGCAAUUUAUGACAGAAUCCUUUCAAUUGAAAAAUCUUUAAUUAUUUUAUUUUAUUAUAUGAUAGUGUUUUUAGGGUUCAAAUAUCCCCAGCGGCACAAAAACAAUCAUUGAGAUUUAAAUGCGUUUCAAUGUGGCAUUCGGCUUUUGAGCCGCCAGGCGCCCCCUAGAGGAAAACAACUUCUAAGCAUAAGACGUGUCGGUUUCCAGUCGUGUCUGUGAUGCGAGGGCCAGUGCGUUGGGUGUUAUGGGAUGUGAAGGACACCCUGUUAAAGGUCCGCCGCUCGGUUGGAGAGCAGUACUGCCUCGAAGCAGAGAGAGCAGGACUCAAGGUGCCAGCUGCUCAGCUAGAAACUGCUUUCAGACAGACUUACCGGCAGCAAUUACGCCUAUUUCCCAACUAUGGCAGAGCUGUGGGCAUGAACAGCCAGGUGUGGUGGACUGGACUAGUGAGGGACACUUUUGCCCAGUGUGCGGUAGAUGACCCUGCUUUACUGGACAGUCUAGCCCACAACCUUUAUCACAACUUUUGUGGACCAGAAAACUGGGAGGUGUUUCCUGAUUCUAAUAGCACCCUCAAGUUCUGCACCGCUUUAGGACUCGAGCAAGGCGUAGUCUCCAACUUCGACAAGCGUUUGGAAGGGAUCCUGAGGGGAUGUGGACUUCUCAAUCACUUCUCAUUUCUGCUGACCUCAGAAGAUGCUGGGGUUGCUAAACCAGACCCUGCCAUUUUUAUCCAGGCACUGGUACGGUGUGGUGUUCCAGCCUCCAGUGUAGUUCACGUUGGGGACCAUUUUGUGAAGGACUACCUGACCUCACACUCAUUGGGUAUUAGAGGUUACCUGCUUGACAGACAAGACUGUCACGGGCACCUUGAUGUUCCUCCACAGCAUAGAUUACAGAGCCUAGAUGAACUACCAGCUCGAUUAAAACAGGAUGCAGACUGAAGAGUGCACACAUUUUAUCCAGUGCAGCUGAUGAUUAUGUAAUGUUGCUGCAGGGUUAAACACAUUUUAAAUGGACCAUAUUUUUUCCCAGAUGCACGUUUUAUUUGAUGAAACGAGACGUAAGCUGAAACAUCAAUGUGGGACAGGAAAACAAAAAAAUCAUGUUCUUUUAAAAGUUAAGAUUUAAUAAAACCGUAAUUGCCAAUACAUUAUUUUAUUGUUAAUCUGCCAAUAAAUUAUAUAUUGUUUGUGAAAAUUGUCAGAUUGUUACCAGUCAUUUGUAGAUAUAGCAUCUGGUAAAAUACUGGUCAGAUAUAGUCCCCAAAUAUAAAGGUUUGACUGAUGG
Molecule: messenger RNA, 1425 nt
Organism: Carassius auratus (goldfish)
Lineage: Eukaryota; Metazoa; Chordata; Actinopteri; Cypriniformes; Cyprinidae
Product: haloacid dehalogenase-like hydrolase domain-containing protein 3
Exons: 3
Coding region: 354-1079 (241 amino acids)
Cellular component (GO): nucleus
Source: RefSeq, a predicted model, not a curated record